Messenger RNA from Rosa chinensis, 1194 nucleotides. Its product is annotated as protein FAR1-RELATED SEQUENCE 5-like. The transcript is spliced from 2 exons. Gene Ontology annotation, biological process: regulation of DNA-templated transcription. The record is from RefSeq and is a predicted model, not a curated record. NCBI's taxonomy places the organism in Eukaryota, Viridiplantae, Streptophyta, Magnoliopsida, Rosales, Rosaceae. The coding region runs from base 1 to 1194 and encodes 397 amino acids.
AUGAUUUUUGCACCAUUCACUGGUGUUAAUAAUUAUGGGCAAACAAUCAUCUUUGCUUGUGCAUUCUUAAAUGAUGAGACAGCCGAUUCUUUUGUUUGGUUAUUCAAGGAACUUCUAAAUGGUAUGCCAGGAAAUGCAUCAGAAAAUGCCCCCAAAAUGAUUAUUACUGACCAAGAUCCUGCUAUGACUAAAGCCAUUUCAGAAGCACUCCCACAAACAUUUCAUAGAUAUUGCAGUUGGCACAUUCUAAAUAAAUUUUCUGAGAAGCUAGAUGCGAUUAAAUAUCGGGAUUACUACCAAGACUUUCAUAGCUACAUAUGGAAUUCAAGUAGUAGAGAGGAGUUUGACUCAAGAUGGAUUGAAAUUACUGAGAAGAGUGGGUUGAGUGAUAACAAGUGGUUGGAGUCAAUAUAUGAAAUUCGUUCGUCAUGGAUACCAGCACAUGUAAAUCAUAUUUUCUCAGCAGGAGUGUCAAGUAGUCAAAGAGCAGAGAGUCAACAUUCUUUCUUCAAGAAUUAUGUUUCUGAUCAGAAUUCGUUGGUGGAAUUUAUGGUUCAGUUUAAGAGGGGACUUCUUCACCAAUGCCAUUAUAAGUUAGAGGAGGAUCAUAUUAAUAUUGAUCAUGAGAAGUCAAAAACUUUCAUGUCCCUUGACAUAGAAGAUCAUAUGGCUAAGGUUUAUACACGUAAGCUAUUUUAUGAAGUUCAAGAACAAUUGAAAGAGAGCUUCAAGUAUAAACUAGAACUUCUAAGAGAAAAUGUCACUCAUUGCGUGUUUAAGGUUAUGCGAAAGAACAUUGAUACUUGUAAAUCUCGUGAACUGACUUACAAAAAAUACAUCUUGAAGAGAUGGACUAAAACUGCAAGACAGAGUCUUAUGUUAGAUUAUGAUGGAAUAGAGGUAAAAGAUAACAAAGCUUUACUUGCAAGGAGGACUAAACUAUUCCAGCAUGCUACAGAUGCAAUUGAUAAGGCAAUGGUGAGUGAUGAGGCUAGUCAACUCUUUAUGGAAUGCUUGGAUGCUUUCUUGGAGAAUCUUAAAACAUUGAUUGGUAAUGAAAGUGGACAAAGUGCGGUAGUUUUGGAGACCAAGAUUGAUGCUAUUCAGCAUAUUUUUAAUGAACCAAAUCAAGUGAGGGCCAAAGGGUGUGGGAGAAGGUUGAAAAAAGGAAAAGCUAGAGAAGAGGAAAGUUAA